Molecule: messenger RNA, 782 nt
Organism: Mangifera indica (mango)
Lineage: Eukaryota; Viridiplantae; Streptophyta; Magnoliopsida; Sapindales; Anacardiaceae
Product: NADH dehydrogenase [ubiquinone] 1 beta subcomplex subunit 9-like
Exons: 6
Coding region: 148-504 (118 amino acids)
Biological process (GO): mitochondrial electron transport, NADH to ubiquinone
Source: RefSeq, a predicted model, not a curated record
AAAUUUUUAGCCAAGUGAGGAAACCUGCUUUUUAGUGGUUAUAUGACACUUUUUCGUUCGAAGUCAGGAAAAUAUGAAACGCUGCGUUUUAGUGGUUAUUUAGCAAAGUGAGCAACUUCUAGAAACGAACGACUGAGACAGAGAGAAAUGAGCGGAGCAGCAUCCACGGCGGCGUACCUGGUGCGGCGAGCGGCGCAAAAGGAGAGAGUUAGGAUCCUCUACCGCCGUGCUCUCAAAGACACUCUUAACUGGGCCGUACAUCGCCACCUAUUCUACAAAGAUGCCGACGACCUUCGCCUCAGGUUCGAAGCCAACAGACACGUGGAGGAUAUUGACACAAUUGAUAGACUGAUAGCUGAUGCUGAAGCAACCUAUAAUAAGUGGCAGCACCCCGAUCCUUACAUUGUUCCUUGGGCUCCUGGUGGUUCUAAGUUUUGUAGAAACCCAACUCCACCUGCUGGGAUUGAGAUAGUAUUUGACUAUGGUAAAGAAGAAAAUGACUAAAGCCUCAUUUUUCCUGGGGCAAUAAAUAGAAGGUUGAGAUGAGCCAUGGCUACACUUUGGAAAAUGAUGACGAAGGCUCAUAUUCUGUUUUUCUUUUGUAAGUGAAUGGAGUUGUGUUAUCUCUAUAACAUUAGGAGAUUUCAGUUGCUCCCUUUUCUGCAUCUGGUUUUUUCCUUUUAAGAUGAAUAUUUCUAUUAAUAAGUACCAAGCGUUUGGUGACAUUGCACAAAAUUAACCCUUAAAAAAUGUCUUUUAUGAAAAAUAAUUUGCAUCCUUCA